Molecule: messenger RNA, 3729 nt
Organism: Vombatus ursinus (common wombat)
Lineage: Eukaryota; Metazoa; Chordata; Mammalia; Diprotodontia; Vombatidae
Gene: RGS22
Product: regulator of G protein signaling 22
Exons: 25
Coding region: 1-3729 (1242 amino acids)
Biological process (GO): regulation of signal transduction
Molecular function (GO): G-protein alpha-subunit binding
Source: RefSeq, a predicted model, not a curated record
AUGCACAUAGCUGAGACUUUUUCAGAGGCAAUUAGAUUUAAUGUGGAUUAUGGAGUUUUUGAAGUAGUUAAUGAUGCCCCUAACCUUCUAGAAAAACAACUGAAAAGAAUUCUACAUGAACAGAAACCUCGAAAUCCCAUUUAUGAUGUUAUAAGGAAAGAAAAAUGUAGUAUGAUGCCUGAUAAAUUAAAUGUCCCUCCUAAAGAAGAUACUAUAAAUAUCAACUAUAAUAUUAUGUCUCUCAACCGUGAACAAGGUAUUCAGUGGAUUAAGAAAGAGAGACUUCCAGCAUUUCUAGAAAGUGAUUGUUACUUUGAAUACAGGUUGGCUAAACUGAUAUCACAAGUGAGAUGGAGCAGAUCAGGCAUGAAUAUGUACGUAGAUUCUCUUUAUAGGCCAUGGGUUGCUAAAAAGCCAGCAGCCCCACUGCCUUCUUUAGUCGAAGAUGAAAAUGAGAUAAUUAUGAAAAAAUACUACAUUUCUCUUGGAGAGGCUACUGUUACUCAGACACAAGAAUGGUUUACAAUGGCAAAACAAAGCCAGCAAACAGUGACAACCUUCUCAUCACCUACUUGUAUAUCCAGCACUAGGAUUCAAGAGAAAGCUUUUGAGGGUGAUGACAUUUUUGAUGAAUCUAUGAAGAAAGAUUCAAGUGCUACUCCUGGAUCAUCGUUAGAAGUUUUGGAUCAAGAAAGGUCUAUAUCUAUUAGAGACACUCCUUCUCAUGCUCUUUUGAGAAUUUAUUUAGAAAGAAAACGGGAGACCAUUAAAGAUUUGGAAGUAUUUUUCCCAACACUUCAAGAAUUUGUAACCUGUUAUAUAGACUUUAUUAUGAAAUCAGCACUGGCAAAAUUUGCUGAACAGCCAUUUACAGACAGUGAAGAAGUUAUAAACUUCAAUAAGGUUGCACGAGUGGUGAUUCAAGAGCAGGAGGAAGCUGAAAGGAAAAAUUUAGAUUUUUCUGCGGAAAUCAAACAGAAAGAGUUUGAUGAGAACUUAGAGCUAGUGAGUUUAUGUUCAAGAACUGAAAGCGUUGGAUCAGAUGCCAGAGCUGAUUGGUGUAUUUCCCAUAAGACGUAUGACAUUGGCACCAGGAAAGAGUUUGAAAGAUUUAAGAAGUUUAUAAAAGGGACAGUAGGGGAGAGAUAUCGGUGGCUCUGGAUGGAUAUUGAAAGAUUAAAGGUUCUUAGGGACGCUGGAAGACGUCGAAGACACCUUGAGAAGAUGAGAAAAUGCUAUCUAGUGAGUAGUGGAGAGUGCUAUCUCACUCCAGAAAUCUUAUUAAAACUUAAUCUAAUAGAUGGAUCUCAUUGGAAUGAACCACAUUUGAGAUGCAUUCAGGCUGAAGUUGUGAAACCCUUACUCCAGUAUUGGGGACCUAGAUUCUGUGUAACACAUAAAUAUGAAAUAAAAAAUGCCAGUGCUGAGCUGAAAUUCUGGCAUUCCCGCCAAGAGCGACCAAGGAAAGAUAUUGAUCCUUUCCCACAAAUGGUGACUCUUUUACCACUAAGACCUAAAUCUUGCAUGCCACAGAUUCCUACAUUAAAGAAGGAGGAGUUCAUCCAACCAUGGUCUUUGAAAUCUGCGAGGAAAUCUGCCAAGAAAUCUGAAAGAGCAGGCUCAGCCACUAGAAAAUCAGCUGUGAAGAUUGAGACUCCUGAUGAAACGCUGGAGCAGGAUCUUACUGGGAAGAGUACAAAGUGCAUGACUGUAAGCAGCAAAGUUAUUCGUUUAACAUCUUUUACUGACAUUUCUGAGUGUCUGAAGCCUCAGUUAGAUAGAAAAUUCAGCUAUACUGAAGAAACCAUUGUUAAAAAAGCUACGGCUAAUGCUGCCUUGCUUGGAUCUGACAUGGAAAACUUGCUGCAAUCUUUGUAUGUGGAAAGUAGAGCUGGAUACUUCUUCACCAAGUUCUGUGAACGUUCAAAGAACAAGCUUUGGAAGAACAGUACAUACUUUUGGUUUGACCUGCAGGCUUAUCAUCAGCUAUUCUACCAAGAAACACUUCAGCCUUUUAAAGUAUGCAAACAGGCACAAUAUCUUUAUGCCAUGUAUGUCUGUCCUUCGGCUACCCUUGAUAUUGGAUUAGAGCAGAAAAAGAAAAAAGAGAUUUACAUGAAAAUAGAUCCACCAUUUGAAGAUCUUUUUGAUGCAGCAGAAGAAUACGUCCUUCUCCUCCUUCUUGAACCCUGGCUACAGAUGGUGAAAUCAGAUCAAAACAAUUAUGGACAGGUGGAGCUGGUGAAAGAAGAUCGACAGCUGGACUCCUUGUACUUUAGAAAGCUACAGGCUAUGCACAAAGAGACUGCUCCCAAGAAAGAAGAGGAAGCUGUACCUGAUUUACCAGUACCAUAUAUUCCUAAGGAAACACAACUUUGGAAUAAAGUUCCUGAGCAAUUUAGACAUCUUAACUUUAAUUAUCUGGUUAAUAACAAGCUGGAGUUUGAACAUUUCCGCCAGUUUCUUGCAUCUCAUUCUGCUAGUAUGGACCUCAUGUGCUGGACCGACAUUGAGCAGUUCAGAAGAAUACUUCACCAAGAUAAAAAGCAAAGAGAGGCAAAAUCUAUAGAUAUUAAAAACAAAUACCUUAAUAAAAAAUACUUCUUUGGACCCAAUAGUCCAGCUACAAAAGAGCAACAAGAUGAGAUAAUGCAGUUAGGUGGUGGCUGGGGAAUGAUUCUUCACGAGCAGCUGGCAUCACCUGUUCUGCUGGAAAUUCAAAAAUAUGUCCGAAGGAGGCUAGAAAACAUGUGGUUACCCUUGUUCCUAUCAAGUGACAAGUAUUCAGCGCGUCAAAAAAUAAAGUUGCAGAUGAAAGAUAUAGCCGAAGAUUUUAUACUCAAGAAACGUGGAGAGAAAAUUGGGGUCUGGAAGGCCUCACGCAGGCCAUCUCUUGGGACUGGCUCCCGUUCCAGCAAGAAGUACGCAACAGGCAUCCGGUCUGAGCCUGAGGAGAGUAAAUGGAUAGCUUCAUCUGCUGACAUUAUUGCUUUCCGUAAAGCAUUAUUGAACCCUCUAAUAGCAAAAUUGUUUCAACAAUUUGUAUCAUUAAAAGGAGAUUUAUUGGGAAAUGGAGUACUCUUCUGGCAAGAGGUUCAAAAAUAUAAGGACUUGUGCCAUUCUCACUGUGAGGAUGCUAUUAUCCAGAAUAAGAUCACAACUAUCAUCAACUGCUUUAUUAAUUCCAGUAUUCCACCAGCUCUGCAAAUUGACCUUCCAUUUGAUCAAGCUCAGAAGAUUAUAGAGCACAGGAAAGAAUUAGGACCCUACAUAUUUAGAGAGGCACAGAUGACCAUUUUUGGGGUUCUUUUUAAAUACUGGCCACAGUUUUGUCAGUUUCGAAGCAAUUUAACUGAUGAGAAAGUUGUGGCUACUUUAGAGAGAAGAAAAGAAUAUAAGAAAAAACAGGCUACUCCCACUGAAGACAGCAAAAUAAAGUUACAGGAUGCACCCAGGACACCAAGUGGUUCAGGUUCGGGGAGAAUAAGCAGCUCCACAGGUUUAAAUACCCAGGCCUAUAACCGACAGUCUUCCUGGUGCUACUCAAAAUACAUAGAAGCUCUGGAGCGGGAGAGAACCUUGCUUAAAAUUCAAGAAGACCUGGAAAAAAGGAUACCGAUGAGCAGCUUAGCAGGCCCCUCCUUAGCUGCUAGUGCUAAGACUUUUGUUUCCUCAUCUUUGAAUGUGACUGUAACAAAAUGCAAGUUUUUACAAGACCAGCAAGGGUGA